Hyaloscypha bicolor E is the source of this 1313-nucleotide messenger RNA. RefSeq names its product aflatoxin B1 aldehyde reductase member 3. Bases 56 to 1096 code for a protein of 346 amino acids. The transcript is spliced from 3 exons. Gene Ontology annotation, molecular function: oxidoreductase activity. The record is from RefSeq and is a predicted model, not a curated record. NCBI's taxonomy places the organism in Eukaryota, Fungi, Ascomycota, Leotiomycetes, Helotiales, Hyaloscyphaceae.
GAAAGCUCGAACAAGCUUCCAUCUUCACAGAAGAAUUGAUCUCAAUUGUACCAAAAUGCCUCUCAUAGCAAAUCGGCCGAAGCCAAGAGUCAUCUUUGGUCUUAUGACCUUUGGCCCAGACAAAGAUGCGGGCGCUCGAAUCACCUCUCUUCCAGAGUACAACACCUUCUUGGAUCACCUUCAAGCCGCGGGGUACAAUGAAAUCGACACGGCUCGCACCUAUGUGGCGGGGAAGCAAGAAGCCUUCACCCGUGAAGCAAAGUGGAAGGACAGAGGCUUGACCAUCGCGACCAAGGUCUAUCCCAAUGAGCCUGGCAAGCACAAGCCCGAAGUCUUGACCGAAGCUUUCAACACAAGUCUGAAGGAGCUUGGCACUGAUUGUGUAGAUAUCUUUUAUCUUCAUGCUGCAGACCGUUCGGUUCCCUUUCAGGAGACCUUAGCAGCUGUUGACAAGCUCCACAAGCAGGGAAAAUUUGUCCAACUCGGUCUCUCCAAUUUCACAGCUUUUGAGGUUGCGGAAGUUGUGAUGCACUGCAAGUACAACAACUGGGUCCGACCCACAAUUUACCAAGGAAUGUAUAACGCCAUUACACGCUCCCUCGAGCACGAGCUUAUCCCCGCUUGCAAGCGCUAUGGCCUUGAUGUCGUGGUUUACAAUCCAAUUGCUGGAGGUUUAUUCAGUGGGAAGUACAAAGCCAAAGAUAUCCCGACAGAUGGCCGGUUCAGCGAUGCUGUUGGGAAGAUGGGCGAGAUGUACCGAAAGCGGUACUUUAAGGAUUCGACUUUUGAGGCCCUUGCUAUCAUUGAGCCUAUUGUGGAGAAGCACGGUUUGACGAUGGUGGAGACUGCUUUGAGAUGGGUCGUCAACCACUCGGCACUCAACAUCAAGGACGGCAAUGACGGUGUUAUCAUUGGUGUGAGCAACCUUGAGCAGUUGGACGAGAAUUUGAAGGAUUGCGAGAAAGGACCGUUGCCGGAAGAGGUUCUGCAAGCACUUGACAAGGCGUGGAAAGUAAGCCAGCCUGACACACCAAACUACUGGCAUCUGGACUUGAAGUACACAUAUGAUACACGGAAGGCUCUCUUUGGCGUUUGAAAAGCCAGAGGCAGUCAUUCGAACCCUGGCCUCAAAAUUGAAUUGCUUUUCCUUAUUAUUGGUGCCUUCUGCCCUCUUGUGUGCUCCUUGACUUUGAUCAGACUUGGGACUGAGGCAUUGGCCCCAAUUGCGUGAGGAACUGAUAUUUGAAGAGGAUAUAAGCACUUCAUUUGACAGCCUCUAGAUACUUAUAAUUCAGGAAAAAGUAACAACCUGG